Serendipita indica DSM 11827 is the source of this 1608-nucleotide messenger RNA. Lineage: Eukaryota; Fungi; Basidiomycota; Agaricomycetes; Sebacinales; Serendipitaceae. The record is from the annotation of a GenBank genome assembly.
AUGGCCGAGCCCAAGGAAGUCACAACACAGUAUGCAGUGGCAAAGGCUAGCACAAUCUUGACUGGACGAAAACUUGUACUCGCCCACAUUGGGUUCCUUCUCUCGGUCCUUUGCUUCUCACUGGACCAGACUAUCGUCACAACUGCACUACCUAAGCUCGCCUCGGAGUUUCGCGCCCUCGAUAGACUUCCCUGGGUUGUGACAGCGUACCUAUUGACAACGGCCGGCUUGAUGCUUUUUUUCGGUCAAAUUCUCACAAUUGCAAGAGCGAAAUGGAUCUAUGUCACCUGCAUUAUCAUUUUCGAAUGUGGCUCGAUCGUCUGUGGUGUAGCGAGGAGUAUGGACGUUUUGAUUUUCGGACGUGCCGUUCAAGGAGUUGGAGCUGCGGGCAUGUUUACAUCCAUCAUCACCAUACUGUCCCAAAUUACCGACUUGAGCACCAGACCACUACUCUUUGGAACGUUCGGAGCUGUGUUUGGUUGCAGCAGCGUACUUGGUCCAUUGCUUGGAGGUGCCUUUACCGACCAUGUCACCUGGCGAUGGUGCUUUUUCAUUAAUCUCCCACUCGGUGGCCUGUCUCUAUUGGCAGCACUCGCAUUCCAACCAAAUACAUUACCGCCAAGAAAAUCAUACUACGCGUCGAUGACGACAUUCCAAAAGUGGGCCUCGUUGGACUGGUUUGGUGGUGUUCUCUCCCUGGCAUCCAUCAUUUGCCUUCUCCUGCCAUUGCAAUGGGGAGGAGUAACCAAGCCUUGGGAUGACAAGGCUGUCAUCGCUCUCUUCGUCACCUUUGGUGUAAUAUUCAUUGCAUUCAUCACCUGGGAGUAUCAUAAAGGGGAGAGAGCGAUGCUUCCAUUGUCCCUUCUGAGGAAUCGUACUCAAGUCGGUGCGAGUGGAGGCGCCUUCAUGGCGAGAAUCGCCUUUCUGUCUGCCACCUACUAUCUCCCGUUCUACUACCAAGCAAAAGGGCGCUCAGCAAGCCAAAGCGGUAUCGACGUGAUCCCUUUCAUGCUCAGCAUUGUCCUCGGCAGCCUCAUUGGCAGCACUCUUGUCAAACGGACGGGCCACUACUGGACGCUCCUCGUUACCGGCCCAUUGAUUGGUGCAGUUGGAGCCGGGCUCAUGUUCACCGUUGAUGAAACCACUCCAACUCCCAAGCUCAUUGGCUAUCAAAUCCUAUUUGGGAUCGGAUCUGGCCUGGCCGUUCAACUUGCGAUGCUCUCUAUUCAAGCAGAGUAUGCAGAUAGGGUCUCACUUAUCCCUCAAGCCUCUUCCUUCAAUCAAUUCUGCCAGAUGCUCGGGGGCGCCAUAGGAGUCGCAAUUGCCGGGACUAUUUUCAGCAAUCAACUCUCCAAGAAUCUCGACAUCUAUGCUCACAGUCUCCCACCAAAUAUCAUCCACGGCGUUAAGCAAUCAGUCACUGUAAUCUUUGAAUUACCUCCCGAGAUGCGUGCUGCGGCGGUCAAAGCAUACAUCAAGUCGCUCGACUAUGUGUUCAUCCUAGCUGUCCCCGCUUGUGGAGUUUGGGCACUCCUUGGGCUAAUGGUGCGCAACUGGAAUCUGAAGCGCCGGGCUGAGGAGACCGGGUAUCGCGGCGGUGUGCAGUAA